Talaromyces amestolkiae is the source of this 1266-nucleotide messenger RNA. RefSeq lists its product as uncharacterized. Lineage: Eukaryota; Fungi; Ascomycota; Eurotiomycetes; Eurotiales; Trichocomaceae. The coding region runs from base 1 to 1266 and encodes 421 amino acids. The record is from RefSeq and is a predicted model, not a curated record. The transcript has 7 exons. Gene Ontology annotation, molecular function: oxidoreductase activity.
AUGGCAGCAGCUGAGAUUCUUCCAUAUGAACUCUACUCUGAUGCUCCAGGAAUCCUGCUAAACAAGCCGGAAUGGGAAGCAGCUAAUGCUGCUCAUCCGCCGUCCUUCGAUUUUGGAUCGAGUCCUUCGGGUUGGCCUGCUAAAUUUACUGGACCUAAUGUCUGGACAGGUGAAUAUUUGAAGAGCAACCCUGAUCUGUAUAUUCGCACUCUUUCCCAACUUGAGAUAGCCGAAAUCGAGACCGCAAUCAAGAAAUGGAAGACCCUCGCGCUACCCCUUUCUGCUGUCCGUCGUGAGGAUUUCCCCCUGCCUACUCUAGGCCCGGUUCUACGCCAGCUAUCACACAACAUCUACCACGGCGUCGGUGUGCAGAUUCUGCGUGGAUUUCCAGUAUCGAAAUACACAAAGGACGAUCAAAUCAUUGCAUUUCUCGGCAUUAAUGCCUGGAUUGGAGAUCGUCGACUCAAUCAAGGUGCAAAUCGAGGAAUUUGUCAUAUCAAGAGCAUCGCCCAUAUCAAUCCCGAGGAACGCGGUAAAAUCUAUGUAUCCGCUCAAGACACGAACGCGCAAAUGUAUCAUAGCGAUGCUGGUGGUGAUAUUGUCGGGCUUAUGGCCGUCAGCCUUUCAGGUAUCGGUGGAGCUUCAACAGUGGCCAGCGCUGGACAGGUAUAUAAUCAACUUGCCCAGCAUCGCCCUGAUAUUCUUCGAAUAUUAGCGGCGAAAAAGUUUAGGUGGAGAGCGAACGGUAUUCCCGAUGAGGGUGUCAAUCUAAUCCAUCACAAGGAUAACCAGAUCUUCCUCAACUUCUCCACCAGAACUUUUAUUGGCUAUAGUGAGCUACCCGAACGAGACCAAGACUAUCCGGCUCUUACCUUCGAGGAGCGUGAAGCGUUUGCCGGCUGGCAAUGGGUAGCCGAUCAGUAUAGACUUGAAGUUGACCUUAAGGUCGGAGACAUUGAAUGGGUCAACAAUCUCCACCAUCAACAUGCCCGGCGCGGAUUCACUGAAGACAUCUCAAACCCACGCCAUUUGCUGCGCGUAUGGCUACAAGAUACAGAGAAUACGCCUGAUAUCCCAUCUGAUAUCAAGAACAAGUUUGAUGCCAUGUUUUCCGAGGAGCCCAGCUUCUACCCGCUUGAUGAGAUAGAAGAGGACUAUCGACGACGCACCACAGGUAUUUUCACUGGAUCUUGCAAAACUGAGACUGCCACUGAGCGGUUGGAACGUGGCGGUGUUGGCGCAAAUAAUGCAAAUCUAGUUCGGUAA